Amphibalanus amphitrite is the source of this 3561-nucleotide messenger RNA. RefSeq names its product ras association domain-containing protein 1 homolog. Gene Ontology annotation, biological process: signal transduction. The transcript is spliced from 8 exons. Bases 276 to 2777 code for a protein of 833 amino acids. Lineage: Eukaryota; Metazoa; Arthropoda; Thecostraca; Balanomorpha; Balanidae. The record is from RefSeq and is a predicted model, not a curated record.
CUCGGAGUGAGGAGUGUGCUGAGAGCGGAGCAUAAGUUUGGAGUGUGGUGCUUAGUGAGAAGAAAUUGCCAACAGUGAGAAGAGCUGAGGCCUUGAUAAGAUCCGACGCCAUGUGGUGAUACUGUGGAGGGCGCCCAAAUAUGUGAUCGUGGUCGCUGAGUGCCGGACCUGGCCUGUUCGGUGACAAGGACAUUAUACUGGCGGUCUCUCUGGUGGAGUGGAAUAUGAUUCUAUAAACUGACCGCUGGGCGCCCACUGUGCCGUGAGCCUCUGCCAUGGGUCUGCUGGAGAGCAGCUACGAGUCGGCCGAGGCGGGCCCGCUGAGUCCCUCGACCGACUGGCUGCGGCGGCCGGCGCCCUCGGCACGCCACCGCUGGACGGGAGGCCGGCCGCGCUGCCGCUCCCGCAGUCUGCAGCGGCGCCGCGUCGUCUCCAUGUUCUGGGGGCCGCGGCCGCCGGAGCCGGCCGGCCGCAGCCGCUCGGCGGAGGGCAGUCGCCACCAGCCGCCGGGACACGCACCGCACUCCGGCACUCCAGCGGAGGAGGGCGGAGGUCACUCCGCCACGCCGGCCGGUCCCACCCGCUCAGCACCCGUGACACCGACCGUGGUGACGGUCCGCGGCGCUCCAGAGAGCCCACCCGACCUCCCAGCGCCGGAGAGCCCCGGAGACAGCCCGCCGGACGGCCAGUACCGACAGACGCUGCGCCGGCUGACCGGUGACAUCCACGGACUGCUGCGGAGAGCCGAGGCCGACGACGAGACCGAUGAUGGGUUUGGGGAUGGCGUGGUGGACGGUGAUGGGGGUGACGGUGAUGGUACGGUGGAAGACGGUGACGCCUCGAUAAACGGCGGUGAUGUGUGCGGGACAGGUGUGUAUGUGAAUCAACUGGAGAACCAGGGAUUGACGAUGCCAAAGGAGCUGUCCGUCGGAGAUGGUGAGUGUAGUGAUGCCUCAGACACGCCUCUCUUAGAGUGCCGCAGUCGGACGCUUCCGUCCAAACUCUGCCGCUCCCCGGCGGUGACUGCGGGCACUGACGCGGCCGUCCCGCCGGGUGGGACGGCGCCGGGUGGUGUGAAUAGCGGCCGGCGCGUGCGGUCCGCCUCCACCUCACAGCGCGUGAGUCUGGCACCGGGCCAGGACCGAUCGGGGCGCGAGCACAACACCUCGGUGCCGGAGACAGAGGGGGCGGUCGCCGGCGACGACGGGCCGGCCGCGGAGGAGGAGAGGCUGUUCGACGACUCUGCCGACGACGUGCUGCUGAUGCUGAUGGACAGCCUGCCGGAGCCGGUGACGGAGCCGGUAGCGGAGCCUGCACGGGAGCCGGUGCCGAAGCCGGAGAGUGAGGACACUACGAGGGCAGCGCCCGAGUGUGAACCAGAGCCUGGCCGACGGCAGGAGCCGGGUCGGAAACCGCUCUCAGUGAUCGUGGUCACCACUGUGAUCGACUCCUCGGACGGAGAAGGAUCGCCGCCCGUGCCGCCACAGCAGCGGGGUUCGACGAACGACCAGUUACAUGCGACUGAAGGACGCUCUCUGCAGGCGCCGCCUGAUGUGACGUCUCCUCACCCUGGUGAAUCUUCUAGUGAUGCCGCCAUAUCUAGUGACUCAAUAACGAAUGACAAUCCGGUCCUGAAGUUAGCCCAACACCAACUCAGUGCCUCUGAAGUCGCCUCUGACGGCGCCGCUGCUGGAGCCUGUGCCAGUGAUGCCUCCAGUGAAGCUGAACGUGUCUCAGUCGGCGACAACGCCGCGUCGGUGGACGCCGAGGCCGCGGCGUUCCCUCGCGCGAGCGAUGUGGACAGCGGCGAGCCCCUGUGCCUGCUCAGCGGCCCGCAGCCGGACCUGUGGCAGGCGGAGGAGGACCAGGCCGACGGCACGGUCCGCUUCGUGGCCGGCCUGAGCGGCCGCUCCGACUGCAGCUACACGUGCCACCAGCGGUGCCGUGACCUGGUGACCCUGGACUGUCCGUCCGACACGGCCAGUGACCUCGACCUCUCCGAGGUCACCGACCCCAACCAGGACGUUGACCUGGUCGAAGUACAAACUCUAGUGAGGUGUGACAAUGUUGCUGUUGCUGAGGUGCGUGAGACGGACUCGACAAUCAAAGCGGAGAUGAUCGAAAAGUACAAUGCCACGUCCCAUGGUCUCUACAUGACGCUGUCGGAGGACGGCCGGUCGUUCCACGGCUUCAUCCGGGUGCACAUGAACCUGUUCCGUCCCAUCAACAUCGUGGCCGGCACGCGUCCGCCGUCCAUCUACGACGUGCUGCAGCCGGAGCAGACGCUGGAGCGCACGCUGGCCUCCUUCUACCUGCCCCGGGACACCGUCAAGGCGCUGCACAUCGACAACGAUACCACGGUACACGAAGUGAUCUCGUCACUGCUGAAGAAGUUCAAAAUCGUCGACGACCCGCGCAAGUUCGCGCUCUACGAACGGUUAACGGAACAGGGAGAGUCCACCAAAGUGAAGAUGCGGCGGCUGGCCGACUCUGAGCGGCCGCUGGAGCUGGCCCUGUCCUGGAGCCACCACGGCGUCGUGAACAAGAAGUUUGUUCUCCAGGAGAACGAUACGGGUGACAUUCUGUGGGACAACUUUACAUUACCGGAGCUGAACAACUUCCUGACGAUGCUGAACAAGGAGGAGGAGGACUACAAGCGGCGCGUGCGGCAGAAAUACACGGAGAUGAAGCGGCGGAUCGCCGAGCAGAUGGACCAGCUGCGGCCGGGCGGCGCUCACAGCGAGCCGGCGCCGGCCGCCGCGGCCACUGCCGAAUAGCCAUCCGUCCUUGUCCUCACAGUGUGACCUCUCGCACGUACCUGUCCCGUCCUGCCUUGGUGUGAGUCGAGAGUCCUGCGGGUCGUGAGUCCUGCGAGUCGUGAGUCCUGCGGGUCGUGAGUCCUACCUGAGAUCAGUGAGAGGUCGGUCGCGCGGCUCAGUGAGAGCCCGAGUGAGAUGUGUGUUGAUGCGCAGAUCACACAGAGUACUAGGCUGUUGGUGCGUGUGUGGUGGUAGACCCGCUGGCGCCUGUAGUCGUCGGGACCGGUGUGUAGUCGCCCGGAGUGGGUUCUACUCCCGGAGAGCCGCGGUGGUGGGCGUCCCAGUGGUGCCGGCCGCCGCCCGCUCUCCGCUCUGUUGAUGACGUCUUUCACGGGCGGCCCAGAGUCCGCCGGCGUGCCGCGUGGGUCCAGUCGGGGCGUACGCGGCGAACGAUAAUGGUAACUAGCGAGGGACCGCGGGCGUGGGAUUCGCCCGGUCCUAUAGUGGUCCUGGGAGGUUCAGCGACCGGUACGUGGUCCGUAGUGGUCCUCCGGUCUGUGUGAUCGGUCCGUGGUCCGUUCGGUCCGUCUGAUCUGCCCGGUCCGGCUGUGGCUAGAGCUGGUCGCCGCCGAGUAGCUGCCUCGUUUCUCACGGGUUUGGUAGGGGUGCUCAGUGUAGCAGUGCGCCCGGCCGGGGCGCGUCCCUGAUCUGAUCAACUACUGGCAGUGUCAUGUUAUAACGCCCUGUUAGGCCGCACGGCCAGCCCACACAUAGUGAUACAAUAUAUGUGAUUUUCGCAGGA